Pseudopipra pipra is the source of this 3022-nucleotide messenger RNA. RefSeq names its product caspase-6. The transcript has 9 exons. NCBI's taxonomy places the organism in Eukaryota, Metazoa, Chordata, Aves, Passeriformes, Pipridae. Bases 76 to 981 code for a protein of 301 amino acids. Gene Ontology annotation, biological process: apoptotic process; positive regulation of neuron apoptotic process. The record is from RefSeq and is a predicted model, not a curated record. Gene Ontology annotation, cellular component: cytoplasm.
GCACGGCACGGCACGGGAAGGAAGGACACGACACGGCUCGGCUCGGCUCCAGCAGCAGUUCCUUUGUCCGCGGUCAUGUCGGGGCCGGAGCGGCCGGCAGGCCACGUCCAGUUGGAUAGCAGACCUAUAUUAUCUACCACAGAUGGAAAUCAGAACAUCACAGAAGUAGAUGCAUUCGAUACAAGGCAAACACAUGAUCCUGCAGCGCAGUACAAAAUGAACCAUCAAAGAAGAGGAAUUGCAUUAAUCUUCAAUCAUGAACACUUUUUUUGGCAUUUAAAAAUGCCAGACAGACGUGGGACUUUAGCAGACAGAAACAAUCUGAAACGCAGUUUGACAGACCUUGGAUUUGAAGUCAGAGUUUUUGAUGAUCUGAAAGCAGAAGGCGUGCUGCAGGAAAUUUAUGAAGCCUCUCUGGAUGACCACAGUAAUGCUGACUGCUUUGUUUGUGUGUUCCUGAGUCAUGGCGAGAAUGAUCAUGUUUACGCAUAUGAUGCCAAAAUCAAAAUUGAGACAAUCACAGACAUGUUCAGAGGAGACAAGUGCCGGAGUCUAGUAGGAAAACCAAAGAUAUUUAUCAUUCAGGCAUGUCGAGGUGAUAAACAUGAUGAUCCAGUUAUUGCUCAUGAUUCAACAGACAGUAGCAACGAAUCCACUGUCAAUGAGACUGAAGUGGAUGCAGCUGGUGUCUAUACUCUGCCCGCUGGUGCAGACUUUAUCAUGUGCUACUCUGUAGCGCAGGGCUACUAUUCUCAUCGUGAGACUGUAAAUGGCUCCUGGUACAUUCAAGAUCUGUGUGAAACGCUUCGGAAGCACGGGUCUUCCUUGGAGUUCACAGAGCUUCUUACUGUCGUUAACAGGAAAGUAUCUUACCGCAAAGUGGAUGUGUGCAGAGACAGUAAUGCUAUAGGAAAAAAACAGAUUCCUUGUUUUGCCUCAAUGUUAACUAAAAAAUUGUAUUUUCAUCCAAAAUCUCAGUAGAUUGUUAUUUAACAACGAUGACCAUUAACUACUACUUGCUGCAGAAAUGAAAACACCAUCUUAGUUCAGGAAACUAAUACUCUACAAGAUUGUUCGCAAAAUCACUGGAAUCAAACAUUAUAGUUCGUAUACAUAAUAGAUUCUAAAAUCUUAAAGCAAUUUUAAAGCUAGUAUUACAGCUCAGGGAAUUUGGGAAAAGCUGACUGGUCCAAAACUCUAAGAAGGUGCUCAGAUUUUAUUGAAAUUGGUAUCUAGAUUACUUUUUUGUAAAAAGCCUUUUGCUUAAUUGCCAUCUAACUAUGGCACAUUUUACUACUUCCAAAACAUUUCUAAUGUUGCAUUAGAUUAACUUAUCUUGCUCCAAGAGCACACUUUAUAGGGAAUAAGUUUGUAGGGUAUCUUUUUAGAUUUGUGGAAGCAGCAUCCACGUUGCAAUUUUUGUGGCUUUAUUGAGCUUUUUGGACAUUUUUUAUUAUUUUCUCUCAACACUAAAAAGGAAUUUAAUUCCUUGAGUACAGUUGUAGCAUUAAUAUAGGGUUAAUUAAAUAGGGUUAAUUAAUAAAGGGUUUCUUUUUACUUGAACAUCAUCGUCUCAGUUUGAAGAGACUGGAAUGUUUGUCAAAGAGGAUGAGUUAUGAGACAGACCAAACUCCUCUCUCUCAGCAAUUGUAAAUUCAAAAAAUUAAGGGGCUUUAAUCGAGGAAGUGUGGAAAAAAAGGAAGAAGUACCACUCCUUUAUUAAAAGAUAUAUGUAUGUUGGCAAGAACAGUAACAGAACAUAAAAACAACUAAACAAUAGUGCCGUACCCAGAAGUCCCCUUCAAACAAAAGAAAAGAAAAGUCUGAACACUUCUCUGUCCUUCAGCGCAGUUCUAAUCAUGGUUGGCAGGGGGCGCUGUUGGGUCACUGGAGGUGCAGGGCCUGCAGUGCUCGGUGUUGGCCUGCAGGGGGCCUGCAGGGGGCGCUGGGUCUGGGGGUUGGUCUUGGAUCGCGGGAGAAGCCGAAAAGAAAAUGGGGACCCUUCCCCCAGUGGAAGAAAGGGGGAAAGGAAAACAGUUCAUCCCCACAAAACUCACUGUUGUCCUCAGAUGACAAUUAGAACGCAGCAGGUCCGGGCUGGAGACAAAGACAGCCUGCCUGCAAGUCGAGGCCAGCAGUCAGGGCUGACCAGGGCAGGAAGCCAGACAGACCGGUCUCCAGGCCUCCUCUCCAAAAGCACGCACGCAAGACUCUCCUCCGUCUCUGUCCCAGAGCAAGAGCUCAGCAAAAGCUGUGUGAGGGCAGCCAGCAACUCCCACCAUGAGCCGGGCCAGCUACCGAAAUCCCAAACUCCUUCCCCUUCCUAUUUGAACUCCAUUCUUCCCACAGCCAGAGCAGGGGAAGAAAUAUUCCACUCCUGGGUUUAUAACCUAUAACAAUCAUUUACGUUUGGGGCACAAUUACAGCUUGCUGGUGCUUUGAAUCCUCAGGAGAAAAGCAAGCAGUAGUGAAAUGAGACCUUAGCUUGACUUUGGGUAAGCUUGCCUUGUACGUACCUCUAAAGCUAAAGCUGCUAGACAUCUCUAGGCAGCUCUGCGAAAUAUAACCUAUGCAAACCUUCAUACUUCAGACCUUGGUGUUGGAUCAGCUUCUUCCUCCUCUUGGCUCUGGAGAAGAUCAGCCAUACUCUGUCAUCGUGUACAUACAAGUCAUAGUCACCAUAGGAUUGUUACUACUGCUGCAUCAGCAAUUGCAGUGACACUGACUAUGAUACUGCCUAGAAGUGAAUAUUUCUUUUCUUUGUUUUUUUGGUGUUGGUUUUUUUUAUAUAUUAUUGGUACAUACACUUAACCCUGAGGGACAAUGGAGAACUCAAACUGAGCAAAAUGUCUUAAUCCACUUUCCUGGGGAUAAAAUAAUUGGUUUACUGCCUCUGCUUUAGUUCAGUCUAUGGUCCGAACCACAUAUGUUAAAUCUUACUAUGUCUACUUUUAAGCUUUACAUAAAUCAUGUAUGUUUGAAUGUUUUGAUAAUUUUUUUCAAUAAAGUGCAACAUAAAUGA